Messenger RNA from Aplysia californica (California sea hare), 2764 nucleotides. RefSeq names its product PEST proteolytic signal-containing nuclear protein. Gene Ontology annotation, biological process: protein ubiquitination; proteasome-mediated ubiquitin-dependent protein catabolic process. Gene Ontology annotation, cellular component: nucleus. NCBI's taxonomy places the organism in Eukaryota, Metazoa, Mollusca, Gastropoda, Aplysiida, Aplysiidae. The transcript has 5 exons. The record is from RefSeq and is a predicted model, not a curated record. Bases 62 to 616 code for a protein of 184 amino acids.
CCUACUUUUAAAAAAAUUAUUUGAUAAUAAAUAUUGAAAUGACCCCUCUUGAUUGAAAACAAUGGCCGACGUUCAAGCAGGAGCAGAUGCGAAGGCAGGUCAGAAUGGGGACGGUGCAAGUCGAACAGCAGAGAAACGACGAUCGAGUGGUGAAUCGGCAGGGGAUGCGCCUACACAGAAGAAAAUCAGCUUGAACUUAGGGCCCAAACCUGCAGUGCCCUCCCAGAAAAUCUCCUUCAGCUUUGGAGGGGUUGGUGCUACACAGAACAAGCUGACUGUUGGCGCAGGUGCUGAGAAAAUUUCCAAACCAGCAGCACCGAUUAAAAUGUCACUGGGCUCAGCGCAGAAAGCCAAAGAUGUCGCCCCUGUUGUGCAGAAGAGUGCUCUGGCCGCCAAAGUGUUUGAUGAUGCUAGUGAUGACGAUGAUGAAGAAGAAAUGCCACCUGAGGCCCGGAUGAGAAUGAAAAACAUUGGAAGGGACACUCCCACUGCAUCAGGUCCGAACUCAUAUGGUAAGGGAAAACAGGGCUUCAUUGACAGACACAAGAUCAUCGAGAAACAGCUGAAGGAAGACAUGGAGAAAGUUUCAGGGGACAAGGGAGCAGCAAAGGAGUGACGCAUGUGACUGUGUUCAGGCUUGAAGUUGAGAGGAAUGCCUGUGUUGUGAUGUGUGUAGCUGUGUGGUAGUUGGAGAGGAGCGUCUGUGUUGGGAUGUGUGUAGCUGUGUGGUGGAUGGAGAGGAAUGUCUGUGUUGUGAUGUGUGUAGCUGUGUGGUGGAUGUGUCUGUGUUGUGAUGUGUGUAGCUGUGUGGUGGAUGUGUCUGUGCUGUGAUGUGUGUAGCUGUGUGGUAGAUGGAGAGGAGCGUCUGUGUUGUGAUGUGUGUAGCUGUGUGGAGGAUGGAGAGGAGUCUGUGUUGUGAACUGAGAGGAAUGUCUGUGAUAUGACGCAUGGGGCUAUGUUCUGGCCUGAAAUAGCUAUAGGUAAUACAGUUUGAAAAAAAUGUCUCUCCUAUGAUUGGGACUGAAAGGAGAAGCUUGGAUGUAAGAUUCUGAAUAGUAUCUGAUGCAUUUUCUCCUUAUUUUCUAUUUUGACUUAUUGCCUUAAUUCUGUGUUUGUAUAUGUAUAUAACAAUAUGUUUUUCCCCAGUUUUUUAGCCACCCUUAAAGUAGUGUUUUCUCAUCCUUCACUCCUUACACACUUUUGUAUUUUUUGAUCAUUGGUCUGUCUUUACCGUGAUUUGGAAGAAAAACUUAUCCUGUAGUUACUACUGAAAUGAAGUUUCAUCACGAGUGCAGUGAUCCUGAGCUUUAAAGAUGUAUAAUGUGAGGUUGGGGUAUUUUACUACUGUAAGUUUUGUUUGCUCAAUAAUUUUGUGCAGUAGCUAAGUUGAUACUAGUGGCUGUCAAAUUUGCCGGAAAUUAGUAACAGCAAAUCCCAGUACCAAAUCCAGUAGGUAUUCCCAAACCCCAGUACCAAACCCAAAUCCUGGGACUUGUGAGUCGAGAGUAUACUCCCAUACUUGAGUACACCUUGCUGUGUUGAGUAGCAGAGCAAAUCCACGUCCAACCCCCGGUAUCAAUACCAGUUGCCGGUAUCGGUAGCAGGCGAAAUCACAUUGCGUGGCCGUGCCACUAUGCGGCAUUACAACAGCGUGGGCUUUGAAACUAGGCCUAUCACAACUUUAGAACUGUUCAACAUGGGGGAGGAAGGUGAGGGUACGUUGGCUAGGCUACAUUGCUUUGUCUUGUUUGUACAAUGGUUUAUUCAAAAACCGAAAACCAGGAAUACAGAAUAAAAAAGAUUGACAAACCUGUGUUUUUUUUUAAGGAAAAUGAUCAUGUUAACAAUUUCUUCGAUGAGGUUGGAUCAUCAGUGUGGUAUGAGCUCCCCAGUCCCAGAGAAACCCUCUCUCUCAUGGAACGCUUGUUGCGGGGCAGCAAAGAAAUUUCGUAGCUCUUUCUUGGAGCUGUGGCAUCAGUGAGGAGUGCUUCCUCCACCACUCCCGAGGGGAUGUUGCUGCCUGUGGAUGUGCCUCUCCUCCUCACACCAAUGCAUCUUCAGGUCUAGUUGAACACCAGGGGUCGAUGUGCUCUGGAGAAAAGUUGAGAUUUUGGUGUCGAACUUGAUCUAGAUCAAUGUGUUCUUCAGAUUCGAAAUUCCUUUGCAUCAAGAUUAUGAAAGACAGCUCUGUUGUGUGUCCCUUAGUCACAGAUCAGGACCUUUGGAACAAGACCAAGAGCAACCAGCUUUUCUAAUAUCAGGGUUCCCGCGGCCUCAAUGAAUUCAAGGAGUCCUUGAAAACUGCUUGAAUUUGCAAUCCAGGAAAAAUCUCCUUGAAAACUCCUUGAAUUUGCAUUCAAGGAAAAAUGUCCUUGAAAACUCCUUGAAUUUUGCCAGAUCAGACAGGAACACGUGUACAGGGUGACUGCCAGGACCUGGGAAUCCCGGGGGCCCCUGAGUUCAUUUUUGCCGGUCGCGAUUGUGAUAUAAUAUUAUCCUUUCGGCUUUUCCCGGCCUGAGAGUACGUUACGCGCGCACAGGCGGUUAUGGCGGCAACUAGUGGAAGUGUAUGUGCGAUACCAAAGCUCGAUCGGGAAAAUCAAGAUCUGCUUUCGCUUUCGUUACCGCCCAGAAAUUUGCCGGUCGGGCCUAAAGUAGUCUGAUAACGCCACAUUUGUAACGACAGGUUCUGUAUUACAAACGCGGUGUCGUCAUGAAAAUAAAUCAUUUGUCCUGUGCUGUCGCUUGUGAAAAAAAAAGAAAG